UCAUGGCGUACUAUUUUAAUUUUUGUUCUCAAUAACCAAAACGAUCGGGAAUUUUCGGUCGUUAAUAAAAUAAUGAACAUAAUAUUAUAUAAUAUUAUGUAGUUUGAUAGUGAUUAGUGAGUAGGUACUGAGUAGUGACUAGUGGAGUAGUGAGCUUUGGGCAGUGGCCGUCGACUUUACUGCUGUACCUAUCUAAUUCGUUAUUUCGACCAACAAGCAAAAGACUUUGUAGGUUGUACAGUUUCACAGUUGAUUUAAUUCAAUCUCUACUCUCUUGAUAAUUUAUUUAUCACUUAAAGUAGCUAUAAAUUUUAUUCAUUUUGUUAUUAUAGUUAUAUGUAGGUAGUUUUUAUAUUGGUAAUAACCGUCUAUUCUUAAAUUCAUAAAAUAAACACCAGAAUACCAGGAAACAAAUUAUUGAAUUCAAAAUCUGAAAUCAUCAAUAUUAAAAAUGCCUGUAAAAAAAACCAUUCUUAAUAGCCGUAGUUUUGAUGUAUACCAGGAUAGAAAUAAGUAUUAUGAGGAUUUACGUCGUAAACGCAAUGAUGUAACUAUUGAGUUGCGAAAAACAUUACGCGAUGAACAAUUAAAAAAACAUAGAAAUAUAGUUUUAGAUGCCCAUAAUGAUGAAUUGGAAUUAAAACCUGAACCUGAAGUUGAAUUGACAAUUGAUGAUAUCAAAGAAGGUUUAAAAGGUCAUACAUCAUCAGUUAAAAAAUUAAAUUGCUUAAAAUAUGCUCGUAAGAUGUUAAGUUCAAGGAAAUGUGCUCCAAUUGAUGACUUUAUUAAAGCUGGUAUUUUACCGAUGUUGAUGGAUUUCUUGACACCAAAAUAUAAUAAUGACACUGAUUUCCAGUAUGAAUGUUCGUGGAUAUUGACAAACGUAGCAUCAGGAUCAUCAGCAAACACAACUUCUAUAGUUAAUGAGGGUGCAGUUCCUUUACUUAUUAAUUUGCUUAAAUCACCAGAUAUACGUGUGAUGGAACAAGCUGUUUGGGCUUUAGGAAAUAUUGCGGGUGAUGGACCCAAACUUAGGGAUAUUGUAUUAUCUAAUGGUAUUGUACCAAUUUUAAACAGUUUAUUACAAACAACUCAACAAGUCACUGCACAACAGAACAUAGUAUGGACGCUAUCAAAUCUUUGUCGCAGCAAAACUCCUCCUCCAAAUUUUAAUUAUUUACUUCCAUCUAUUCCGUUGUUGGUUGGAAUGUUAAAUCAUAACGAUUCUCAAGUUGUUUCUAAUGCUUGCUGGGCUUUAUCAUACUUGACUGAUGGAAGCAAUGAAAAGAUUCAAGUAAUUAUUGAGGCAGGUGCAUUGAAAGGAAUUUUAAAAUAUUUAGAAGUCGAUGACACUACUAUUCUUAUACCUGCACUAAGAGUAGUUGGCAAUAUUGUUUCUGGUAAUGAUGUACAGACAAAACAUGCAUUGGAUCAUGGUGUACUUAGAUACCUUCAUAAUCUAUUAAAUCAUAGACGUAUUCCUGUUGUGAAAGAUGCUGCUUGGUUAUUGUCAAAUGUGAUGGCUGGUAGUGUAGAACAAAUUCAAGCAGCCAUUGAUCAUAAUUUAUUGCCAGUUUUGAUUAGAGCUCUACAACGGGGAGAUAUCAAAGUACAAAAAGAAGCUGCUUGGGCCAUAAACAAUCUAUUUAGUGGUGGUUCAGAUGCUCAGAAAUCUCAUCUAAUUGAUAUUGGAAUAUUGGAACCUUAUUGUGCCUUAUUAAUCUCUCCAGAUGAUAGAAUGGUAGAGAUUAUACUGGAAGGUCUUAAUCAAUUAUUAGAAAAAUCUGACUGCACUCGAGGCAAGAUCUGUAUGUUAAUUGAAGAGGCAAAUGGAUUAGAUCACUUGGAAUCAUUGCAAAAUCAUUCUUCUCAAAAGAUUUAUGAGAUGUCAUAUAACAUAGUGGAGAAAUAUUUUCAAGGAGAGGAUGAAAUUCAGGAUUUUGACUUGGGAAUAAUUCCACAAGAUAUGAGUUCAGGAAAUAUAUUCAGCAUUGAUCAUUGACAAGAGAAAAUAUAUCUCAAAAAUUAGGUAUAACUGAUUGAUAUAAAAUUAACCAGUUCUUAUUUUUCAUUAAAUUGUUUUAUGUAUCAAAAUCCUUAAAUUUAUUUUUAUGUUAUCGAAUUACUUGUUUAGAUUUUCAACCAGUUAUUUUUUUUAUACAAAUUUAUAUGUUAAAUGUAAUGUGCUUUCAUUGUUUAUAAUGGAAGUACAUAUUUAUUAUAUACUAUUAUACUUACACUGUAUUUCUUUUAUAAUUUGAAAAAAAUGUAUAUCAUUUAAAUAAUAUUCUUUUUAGAAUCAAUUGUAUUUGACAUGUUGUGAAAUGUCAUACAUUUACAGUUAUAAUAUUAAAUUGAAAAAAAUGUUAAAAGUUUAAAAUAUUUUAUUUCCUUUGCUACCACCAUUUAUUUUACUUAUACUAUGUAUCUAAGUUAACCAAUUUUUUUAUGAAGUGUUAGUUCUUUUAAUUAUAAAAUAGCUUAUUUUUAAUUUAAUUAAUUACAUAAGAGAUUGUAUUAAUGAUCUAUUUAAAUAUUGAGCUUGUGGCCACAUGGGAUGAUAUAGUACUAUAGUCUAUAGAAUAAUCUUAUAAAUCAUCACUUUGAUGUAAGAGUUCUGUAUUUUUUUAAUUACCAAAAAAUUGUUAUUUUUUGUUUAAUAGCAAAUUACGUCAACAUUUUAACUUCUAAUGAAUAUAAAAACGGAUGAUUUUGCUUAUA
This is a messenger RNA of Aphis gossypii (cotton aphid), 2721 nucleotides long. RefSeq names its product importin subunit alpha-1-like. Lineage: Eukaryota; Metazoa; Arthropoda; Insecta; Hemiptera; Aphididae. The transcript has 10 exons. Gene Ontology annotation, biological process: NLS-bearing protein import into nucleus. The coding region runs from base 452 to 2002 and encodes 516 amino acids. Gene Ontology annotation, molecular function: protein binding; nuclear import signal receptor activity. The record is from RefSeq and is a predicted model, not a curated record. Gene Ontology annotation, cellular component: cytoplasm; nucleus.